Messenger RNA from Jaminaea rosea, 1668 nucleotides. Its product is annotated as MFS general substrate transporter. Bases 1 to 1668 code for a protein of 555 amino acids. Gene Ontology annotation, biological process: transmembrane transport. The transcript is spliced from 2 exons. Gene Ontology annotation, molecular function: transmembrane transporter activity. The record is from RefSeq and is a predicted model, not a curated record. Lineage: Eukaryota; Fungi; Basidiomycota; Exobasidiomycetes; Microstromatales.
AUGGCUGUUAUCAACUCUUCUGAGAAUCUCUCCGAUGAGCUCAAGGCCGACCUCGCUCGCGUUGACGCAUCUGGUCUCGACCCCGGAUACGAGCGAAAGAUCUUCUUGGUCAACAAGGUACUGCAAGAGGAGAUUGGUAUGGGCAAGUUCCAAUGGCAACUGUUCGCCCUGUCCGGCUACGGUUGGCUCGUCGACAACAUCUGGCUCCAAGGUGUCGCCAUCAUUCUUCCCCAAGUAGGCAACGAGUUCUUCGACGCCCAGCACACCCCAUGGAUGACCUUCUCCCUCUACAUGGGUCUCAUCACCGGUGCCGCCCUCUGGGGAAUCGUCGCAGACAUCAUCGGCCGUCGUCCCUCAUUCAACGCCACGCUCUUCAUCGGCGGUGUCUUCGGUGUAGCAGCAGGUGCCGCCCCUUCAUUCACGGCUCUCGGCGGUCUCCUCGCAGCUCUUGGUUUCGGUGUCGGUGGAUCCCUGCCCGUCGACGGCAUGCUCUUCCUCGAGUUCAUCCCGGGAUCCCACCAGUACCUCCUCACGCUCCUCUCCGUCUUCUGGGCUAUCGGCCAGCUCAUCUCCUCUCUUCUCGCUUGGGCCUUCAUCGCCAACUACUCGUGCACCGGCUCUAACUCAAACCCGCAGCCCGACCCGACCGUCGCCCCUCAAUACUGCGACGUCUCGACCAACAACGGCUGGCGCUACACCUUCUACACUCUGGGCGCCAUCACCCUCACCGGCUUCUUUUUGCGCUUCCUCAUGUUCCAGCUGCCCGAGUCGCCCAAGUACCUCCUCUCGCAAGGUCGCGACGCUGAAGCCGUCGCUGUUCUCCGUGACAUCGCCCGCCGUAACGGCAAAGAACUUCCUGAGGACGUCAUGUCCCUCGCUAUCCUUCGCGCCGCUGCUGGUGAAGAGCACAAUGAGGCCGAAGACGACGCCCUCCCCGUCGUCGACAAUGGCCUCAAGUCAGUUGCUCGCGACUUUAUGCGCAUCCCCAGCGACCUCGUCAAGUCCGUCAAGGGAAUGAACGCUCAGUCAUUCAAGCCCAACAUGGCUCACAUCAACCCCUUGUUCGCGACUAAGAAGGUGGCAUACAACACCAUUACUCUCUGGCUCAUCUGGGGCUUCAUCGGUCUCGCCUACCCGCUGUACAACUCCUUCCUUCCCACCUACCUCAACGAACGCUUCGUCGGCUCAGGAGUAGCAACGGCCGCAUCCACUGACGCAACCUACCGCGACUAUGCCAUCAUCUCAGCCUGCGGUGUCCCCGGAUCGAUCAUCGCUGCCUGGCUCGUCGAGCUGCCCCGCUCAGGACGUCGUGGUGCCCUCGCCGUCUCCACUCUCUUGACUGGAGUCUUCGUCUUCGCCGUCACCGGCGCAUCGACGGACACGGCCUACCUUGGCCUGAACUGCGCCAACUCCCUCGUCCAGAACAGCAUGUACGGUGUCCUCUACCACAUGACGCCCGAGUCUUUCCCCGCUCCCGCACGAGGAACGGGUGACGGAGUCGCCUCGAGCUUGAACCGUGUCUUCGGUUCCAUGGCGCCCAUCAUCAAGAUCUACGCUGGCACAAAAGCACCUUCAGCACCCGUCUUCACCUCGGCGGCCAUCUUCUGUCUGGCUGCUUUCCUGGCUGCCACUCUCACUGUGGAAGGCCACGGCAAGUCGGCGCUGUAA